AUGUUAGAAAAAUCAAAAAUUAAAUAAAUACUUCUUGACAAAUCUCUAGGAUAAAUUCUAAAAGUUGAAAAACUUAUCUAAUCAAUUUAAUAAGAUGAACUUAUAUUACCUUUUGAAUCAUUCAAUUAACAUUUUCAUACUACAGCAGGAAAAGAAUUUGUUGCCAUUCCACGUUUUAAAACUAAUAUUGAUUAAGCAACCAAUUAAAAUUGGAAAUGUGUACGUCCACGCACUCCAUCUACAAUAUUUAAAUGGAAACGUAGAAUUACAAUAUUUGAUUAAUAAAAAGACAUCUCGUAAUAACAAGAACUUAACACUACUUUAUCAUGGGAACCUAUUAGAAAACAUAUUCCUUUAGACAAAUAAACAAAAAGAAAACCUUGGAUUGUAGAAAAAGUCUUUCGUGAUUAUCUUGUUGAUCAGUAAAAAUCUAAAACUGUCUGUUUCGUUAAUUAUGCAAGAGAAUCAUAAAAUAAAGAACCACCAAAAUACUAUUAUCAUAUUGAUGAUAAUAAAGCUACACAAACCUAUUUUAAAUUAAAGUACUUUAUAAUUAAAAAAGGCCAAAUUACUAAAGAAGAAAUGUUAGUUUUGCCAAAUUUCUAGAAAGAAAUAAUGCAUCUCCUAGCUUAAAAAAAUUUUGA
Messenger RNA from Paramecium sonneborni, 644 nucleotides. NCBI's taxonomy places the organism in Eukaryota, Ciliophora, Oligohymenophorea, Peniculida, Parameciidae. The record is from the annotation of a GenBank genome assembly.